CUCCGCAAUGCCCCCAGCUUCUUCCAUCUACGAAUUUGAGCUUAGAUGGACUACUCUCUCCUGCCAUCCUACUACUUUAUUACACAACCCCCCUUGAUAACCCCCCCAACCAGUCCAGAUGCAAGCCGAUCCAAGACAUAGAUCUACCCUGCCGAUCUGCGGGCCCGAUCGCAACAACAUCAAGAAAUCCCAGAUCAAAUUCAUUCGUCCAGCACAGAUGAGCUUGCUCGCUCGAGUGACGUGCUAUCCGCCAUUGGGCCAAGUAACCUGUUGUCCAAGGGUUGGAAAGCCCUCGGGGUCCCAGGAGCCUGAUACGAUUACUUUCACAGUGGUGCUAGAAUCAAGCACCUCAUUCCCCGUGCAGCCGUGGGAUGUCCAAGUAUGGCAUAACAUCGCUAGCUCUGAAUGGACCGCUUCUUCACUUGCGCAUUCCAAGCCUUCCGUGGCACCGCUCAUGACUGGCAGUGCAGAAACAUAUAAAUGUUUCCGCCAUGUCUUCUCCGGGGAAAUUACUCUCCCUGCAGACCCUGGAUAUGCACAGUUUACAGUUCGGUAUCGAAUCAAUCCGGACGCCGAGUGGCAGUGGGUGAACCAGCAUCAGAGUGUAAGUGACGGAGUCUUGGUGUUUGGUUCACAUAAUCCGGGGUUCAACUCCCUGGAGUCGACUUCCGCGGAGUUCAAGAAAUAUUUCGACAGCAUGUCUUCAAAUAUUGAAAUCCAGCCCAGGAAGAGCGAAGCCCCAGGGUCAAAUUUGUGGCAUCUUUCUGGAGAAGCUGAUCCAGCUCGCGAAGGUGAAUCUGGGUGCAAAGAGCUGACUUUGGGAGUGCCGGUAUCAGUCCUGCGGUACUUUUCCUUGGUACGGAUCUGGACUCCAUGGCUCGGACCAAGGCAUGGACAAGGCAAAUUUGCGUUGACUGAGGAUGCGAUAAUGUGCUCCUUUCUUCGGACAGAUGGCGUUCACGUCGUUCUUUUGGGAUUGUCUGGAACCGACAAUGUGUUGACGUUCUUUGGAUCGGGCCAAAACGGUGAAGUAGUAGUCAAAUCCCUCAGUGACAAUACGAAGCCGUCCAAGUUCCAGAUUCUGGCAUCUGCAUCGGAGGAUUUUGAGGUUGCUAUGAGUGCAAUCAUAUACGAGGCACGCAAGCUCGCAAGACCAUAUGCCGAACAGGAGAAACCUGAACCAAUCAGAGCUCCGGUUUCACCGCCACCGGACGACAUCGUGGUGGUUGAAAAGGACGUGAAGGCCCAAUGGUUGGCAGAGUGGUACGACGGCUUAACCUACUGUACCUGGAAUGGGCUCGGCCAGAACCUGACGGAAGACAAGAUCCUUCGCGGUCUUGAUUCGCUCAAGUCCCAUGGAAUCAAGAUCGCCAACCUGAUCAUCGACGACAAUUGGCAGACACUGGACGAAGCAGACUCGCAGUUUAAGAGGGGCUGGAGGCAGUUUGAAGGAAACCCCAAUGCCUUCCCCAAGGGCUUCAAGCAAACGAUUGAAGCGAUCCGGCGAAGUCAUCCAAACAUUGAACACAUCGCAGUGUGGCAUGCUAUGCUCGGAUACUGGGGAGGAAUCUCGUCGGGGGGUGAUCUUGCCAAAAAGUACAAGACCAAAAGAGUCGAGCUCAAAGUACCAGCUGUAGGAGGCACUAUCUCGCAUGCGUUCGAGAACGGGUCGAUUCUGGCGAUUGAUCCGGAUGAUGUCCAACGGUUCUACGACGACUUCUACAGAUACCUUGCGUCGAUCGGAGUGGAUUCCGUCAAGGCGGAUGCUCAGUUCUUCCUGGAUUUGAUCAAAGAUCCAGAAGACCGGAGGAGGUUUAUCACUGCCUACCAGGAUGCCUGGUCCAUCUCCACGUUGAGACACUUCAGCGCGAGGGCCAUAUCUUGCAUGUCCAUGUUCCCACAGGCCAUCUUCCACUCACAGCUUCCAACCAAUAAGCCAACCAUUCCUCUACGGAACUCAGACGACUUCUUCCCCGACAUUGAGGCAUCUCACCCCUGGCAUAUAUUCUGCAAUGCUCAUAAUGCGCUGCUCACCCGGUACUUGAACGUUGUUCCAGACUGGGACAUGUUUCAGACAAGCCACCCCUACGCCGGGUUCCAUGCCGCGGCGCGUUGUGUGUCUGGAGGCCCGGUCUAUAUCACAGAUGAGCCAGGCAAGCAUGACGUCUCGUUGAUUGACCAAAUGACCGCUUCGACCGUACACGGGGGAACCGUAAUCCUCCGACCAAGCCUGAUCGGCCGCUCUAUGGACAUGUACCACGACUACAACGAGGGCCAUAUCGUCCGUGUGGGUACCUACACAGGCUGGGCUCGAACCGGCAGCGGAAUCCUGGGCCUGUUUAAUAUCUCCACAACCGAGAAGUCCACCAUGGUCCACUUGCUAGACUUCCCCGGAAUCCACCACGAUUCCCAGGGCGAGUACAUCAUCCGCGCCCACACCAGCGGCAUGAUUACCGAGAACUUGCAAGUCUCAGACACGGGCUCGCUGGUUUCCGUAGCAUUACCCCAGAAAGGCUGGGAGAUCCUGACUACCUAUCCUACUCACACUUUCAACAUGAAAACAACAAGCCCAACCAAAGUGGCGGUCCUAGGCCUGAUCGGCAAAAUGACUGGCGCCGCCGCACUAAUCUACUCCGACAUCUACCUAGAAAACAACGGCCGCAUCCGAUUCGAUAUCAGUCUGAAAGCACUCGGGACCGUAGGAAUCUAUUUCUCGGAUCUAUGGAACUGGAGUAUUGAAGAGAACUUCAUGGUCACGAUUCUCGGGAAACCUGUUCCGCGCAAAACCGUGUGGAAAGAAGGCGGCGAUGACAGCAAUGUCCUGGCUGUGGAUAUCCAAGCGGCUUGGAACGAGAUGAGUCUGAAGGCUGGAUGGAGCAAUGACGUCCUUGUUGAGAUCUUCGUUGGUUGAUGUACACAGUUUAGUUCGGUUCAGUUCAUGAUCGAGGAAAUAGGGUAAUAUGACCGCUUAUGUGCUACUACAAUCCAACUCGGUUGAACAAAUAUAUGAGUGAACUUCGAAUGUCUCAAUAUCUUCUAGCUGCUACGCAGUACCUAACCUACCCGAUAUUGCUCGUGUGCUGUGAUCGGUAUCGCUUAGUUGGUACAUGCCGAAACGGAUCAAAGAAUUCUCGGGCCAUAAAAGCAAAGCAUAUCUUGCCAUGACUGAAACAAUGAUAUACUAUUAUUCCAAGCGGAUUUUGUACAAUAUCAAAGGAGUGAGUGCGAUAAUAAAACAAAACGAAAACCAAAACUUAUGA
Molecule: messenger RNA, 3260 nt
Organism: Aspergillus sclerotioniger CBS 115572
Lineage: Eukaryota; Fungi; Ascomycota; Eurotiomycetes; Eurotiales; Aspergillaceae
Product: putative raffinose synthase protein Sip1
Exons: 2
Coding region: 119-2911 (930 amino acids)
Source: RefSeq, a predicted model, not a curated record